GCUGCGUCCAUAGACAAGCAGAGGGAGGAAGUUUGUGAGUGAUCGAUUUUACACCGGCCUCUACAAAACUUCUCAACGGCAUUAUUCUUUGUUUGCCGUACGCGUGCCUGAAUUUUCAAACAAAAGUAUCGAGUUGGUGAAGCGUAAUAAAAAUGGCGAACACGUUUCGCGCGGUGACGGUUUCCGCCGUCAACAAUGACGGUGCUUUAACUCCGCGAUUUAAUUUCCCCACGAACGUAAACGUGGAUUACGACCCGCAAGGUCUUAGUGUUAAAGUGAUACGUGCUGAUCCCGUCUUGGCUCAAGAGGUGCUUGAAUUCCCCGUCCACAGUCAGAGCGAGUGUUCGCGAGUCGCCGGCCAAUCUUACAUUUUUACAAUAGAUAAUGAAACACUGUUUUUCAAAUUCUCCUCUGAUGUUGACUGUCAGAACUUCCAUUUGCUGGUUAGUAAGAUUAAAGCUGGUCGAUCAUCAUCUGUGUUUACGGUGCGCACGGAGGAUUCCUCGGCGAUGCAGUAUUUCCAGUUUUAUGGAUACCUAAGUCAGCAACAGAACAUGAUGCAGGACUAUGUGAGAACAAGUACAUACCAGCGUGCCAUUUUAUCGAACAUCAACGAUUUCAAAAACAAAGUAGUGUUAGACGUCGGCGCCGGUUCCGGUAUUUUGUCAUUUUUCGCGGCACAGGCUGGUGCUCGCAAGGUGUAUGCCGUAGAAGCUAGCAACAUGGCACAUCAUGCACAGGCUCUUGUCAGAGCGAACGGGCUUCACGAUCGUAUCUCUGUUGUUGCUGGUAAAAUAGAAGAAAUCGAGUUACCAGAGAGCGUCGAUGUAAUCAUAUCCGAGCCAAUGGGUUACAUGCUUUAUAAUGAGCGUAUGUUGGAGACUUAUUUACACGCAAAGAAGUGGCUAAAACCCAACGGUAACAUGUAUCCUACCAGAGGAGACUUACACAUAGCGCCAUUCACAGAUGACGCUCUAUUCAUGGAACAAUAUAACAAAGCCAACUUCUGGUAUCAGGCAUGUUUCCAUGGAGUUGAUCUGAGUGCAUUACGCACUGCUGCUAUGAAGGAGUAUUUCAGACAGCCCAUUGUAGAUACUUUUGACGUACGCAUUUGUAUGUCGAGAUCUGUGAGGCAUGUAGUCGACUUUUUGAAUGCCAAUGAAACCGAUUUACAUCGUAUAGAGGUGCCAUUUAGAUUUGAGUUGACACAGUCUGGAACGUGCCAUGGACUGGCUUUCUGGUUUGAUGUUCUAUUUGCUGGUAGUACACAGCACAUCUGGUUGUCUACUUCACCGACAGAACCACUAACACAUUGGUACCAAGUCAGAUGCUUACUCGAGACACCGAUUUUUGCCAAACAAGGACAGGCAUUGACAGGUCGAGUGCUUCUUUUAGCAAAUAAACGUCAAAGCUAUGAUGUUACAAUGGAGAUUAAUCUAGAAGGAACAAAUAUAUCAUCUUCCAACACAUUAGACUUAAAGAACCCAUACUUCAGAUAUACCGGUGCACCUGCGGCACCACCACCAGGAGUAAACACCACAUCUCCAAGCGAAUCUUACUGGAACUCCAUUGAAUCCGCCGGCUCAUUGAGCAAUGGACAAGGUGUUAUUCUUACAGAUGGUACACAACAGUAUUGCUCAACUCCAGAUCAAACAAUUGCUUAUGGGGCUCAUCCGAACAUGAUUAAAACCGUCAUGUUGCAAGAGGAGUUCAUCAAGAGGAUCGGGAUAAGCCAAAAUGGCGAUAUUUAAUCCGCAAAGUCGCGCCGAGCGCGUCUUAGAGCUAUAAGGAACCGUCGCAAUCGGUUGUGAACAAUCUUCCGUUCAAACUUUAUAGUGUGUAAGAGGACUUAUUUAUUUACUAAACAUCACAGUGGACGAGCUGUAUGGUCGUGUAAUUAAUAUUAAUUGAGGUGACCGCCUUGAUCAUAAUCCCAUUAGGUGUAAGUUGACAACGGUAUAAGUAGAUUCAGAAUUAAGAUAUGCAAUGAAGUGUUGUAAUACCACUCGGUGCGUUCUGUUCUCAGUUUGUAUGACGCUUACUAGUGUAAUUUGGAUACAGCAUUUUCUUUGUGUAAAUAUGUCCCUACACAAUCUCAGUGGCUGUAACAACUGCUGGACCUACGGCAGCUCUGUGUCUAGUUUAAGUGAUUAGAAGUACAUUAGCGUAGUCCUUCUACAGACGAAAGGAAUGUUAUCGUCUCAUUUAUUAUGUGGAUGUUGGAUCCAAGAUUAAUUGUAAUUGCCGUGACCUCGGAACAUCAUGAGUAACAUAGAACAAUUUUUAACAAUAUUUUAGGAUUGUUCCUUUUGAAAUUGAAUUUAUAUUAUUUCACCAGCUAUCUUAAUUAAAUUGAAAUUAUGGCAUAGUUUUAAGAACUAAGUAGUAUAGAUGUAAGAAAUUAAAACCGAACUUCAGUUGUAUCGUUGGAUACAUAUGCAGUUUUUUAUGUAAAUAUUAAUAUUAGGACCGUUGAAAGUUUUUGACUGAAAUCAACCAAUUUCUAUCUCACAAUAUUAUUGGAAUCUUUUUGUAGAUAUCGCCAGUGACUUGAGAUACAAUCAAGGUGUAUUUUUUUUUUUUUAUGUUAACAUGAGAACUAUUUUGUAAUAUUUUAAUUGCUUUGUGUUGGUGCAUGAGAAAUUUUUCUUAUAAAAUUAUGCCAUUAUAUUAGGAGUAGGCGAUAUGGAAGGUACUUGUCAACGCUUGAGGUAGAAUAUGAGGUUUAGUAUGAUAUUAUAUUAAUCUGAAAUCCUUUGAUGUAUCUUAAUAAUGUCUCCGCUUGCAAACAUUCAGACUGUUUAGUCGAUUGAUGUUUGUGGCUAAAUGACUAUGAAGAUAUAUUUAGUAAUUCAUCAUUAGUCAAACUCGCUAACUACCUCAAUUUGGCAGAACGUUGGUAGCCAUCUGGUCUUUGAAUCGGCACUUAGAAGGCUUAAAAAUCAUCGAUGGUUUAAAAAAAUUUGAUAAGCAAUAAUGUUUGAAUUGUAAUAAAAUAAACAAAUUUUGUCACA
Molecule: messenger RNA, 3014 nt
Organism: Danaus plexippus (monarch butterfly)
Lineage: Eukaryota; Metazoa; Arthropoda; Insecta; Lepidoptera; Nymphalidae
Gene: Art4
Product: histone-arginine methyltransferase CARMER
Exons: 1
Coding region: 153-1751 (532 amino acids)
Biological process (GO): peptidyl-arginine methylation
Molecular function (GO): protein-arginine N-methyltransferase activity
Source: RefSeq, a predicted model, not a curated record